AUGGAAGAUUGGAGUGAUGAACCGGAAUAUUUGAUAGCAAUUGAAGAUCGCGAGUUACGUCAAUUUGCUUUGGAAAUUAAUGCGCUAUGGAAAAAACUCUGUCAUAUUGUUAAGCCUGAGGUAAAGAGUAAUCCGAAGCGUUAUUCGGCAAUAUAUUUACCAUAUGAAUUUAUGAUAGCAGGUGGUCGAUAUCGUGAAUUUCAUUACUGGGAUACAUACUGGAUCAUAAAGGGUUUGCUUGCUUCAGGUAUGCAUGAUACUGUAAAACAUAUACUUCAAAAUUUCAAAUAUUUAAUUGAAAAAUAUGGAUAUAUACCAAAUGGUGGUCGUACUUAUAUGUUACAACGUACUCAACCACCUUUUUAUAUUCCAAUGGUUUACGAAUAUCAUACUGUAACGGCAGAUGAUGAAUUUCUGCUCAGUGUUAUGAGUACUAUGGAAGCGGUAAUAUUUCUCGAAAUAUUUAAAUUUUCAAACGAAUAA
Loa loa (African eye worm) is the source of this 483-nucleotide messenger RNA. RefSeq lists its product as hypothetical. The record is from RefSeq and is a predicted model, not a curated record. Gene Ontology annotation, molecular function: alpha,alpha-trehalase activity. NCBI's taxonomy places the organism in Eukaryota, Metazoa, Nematoda, Chromadorea, Rhabditida, Onchocercidae. The transcript has 3 exons. The coding region runs from base 1 to 483 and encodes 160 amino acids. Gene Ontology annotation, biological process: trehalose catabolic process.